Molecule: messenger RNA, 1726 nt
Organism: Brienomyrus brachyistius
Lineage: Eukaryota; Metazoa; Chordata; Actinopteri; Osteoglossiformes; Mormyridae
Gene: slc24a5
Product: solute carrier family 24 member 5
Exons: 9
Coding region: 67-1608 (513 amino acids)
Biological process (GO): intracellular calcium ion homeostasis; melanocyte differentiation; calcium ion transmembrane transport
Cellular component (GO): membrane
Molecular function (GO): calcium, potassium:sodium antiporter activity; calcium channel activity
Source: RefSeq, a predicted model, not a curated record
UUUCUCAGAAGCUCCCGCAAACUACAUUGCAUGAGUCAGUGUCCAGUGUUUUUAAACCAGUGAACAAUGAAAUCUACUUUUCUAUAUAAGAGAAAGAAAAGAAGAGAAGUCUUAUUUUAUAUAUUGGGAAUUGUUGUACUUUUAUAUUGUUCGGUCCAGUUAUUGUUCAGUGUGUCCGUAACUUCAGCAGGCACACAUUCUGCAAGAUUACGAAGGGAUGUCGAAAAUGAGUCCCAGUGUAUAUCUCCAAUUUCCUCGGAAUUUCCAGAUGGUUUUUUCACAAUGCAAGAACGGAAAGAUGGUGGCAUUGUCAUUUAUUUUAUAAUUAUUUUUUACAUGCUGCUAGCAGUGUCAAUAAUAUGUGAGGAUUAUUUCUUACCAUCGCUUGAAGUUAUCAGCGAACGUCUUGGGCUUUCUCAAGACGUCGCUGGCGCUACUUUUAUGGCAGCGGGCAGCUCUGCACCUGAACUAGUUACGGCAUUUCUCGGUGUUUUUGUAACAAAGGGAGACAUCGGUUUAAGUACCAUAGUCGGAUCUGCAGUGUAUAACCUCCUUGGAAUUUGUGCUGCUUGUGGACUUCUAACCUCUCUGGUGGGACAGCUCAGCUGCUGGCCUUUGUUCAGGGACUGUGUGGCUUAUGCCUUAAGCGUUGCAGCUGUUAUUGCUAUUAUCUAUGAUAACAAGGUUUAUUGGUAUGACGCUGCCUGCCUGCUACUUAUUUAUAGCGUGUAUGUUGUGGUGCUGGGCUUCGACAUUCGCAUCAGCGAGUACUUUAUGAAGAAGUUCAGCCCCUGCUGUCACUGCCUGACAAAGGACCAGGAGGAGCAGAGCGAGCAGCAGCCCCUUGUUGGCUGGAAUGAGAGAGGAAGUCUCCUGGUCCACAGCCGCUCCAGAACUGACAGUGGGAUCUUUCAGGAUGACUCGGGAUAUUCCCACCUCUCCCUUAGUCUGCACGGUCUGAACGAAAUCCAAGAGGAUCACCGAAGUGUGUUUUCGAUGCCAGAAAACGCACUGAAGCGAAUCCUGUGGGUGCUGUCAUUGCCCACCAUCCUGCUGCUUUAUUUGACCAUACCAGACUGCAGAAAGCCUUUCUGGAGAAGAUGCUUCAUGAUUACAUUCUUGAUGUCUGCAGUUUGGAUCUCGGCCUUCACUUACGUACUGGUGUGGAUGGUCACAGUAGUCGGGGAAACGCUGCAAAUUCCAGACACUGUGAUGGGUCUCACACUGCUGGCUGCUGGUACAAGCAUCCCGGACACAGUCGCCAGUGUUAUGGUGGCCAGAGAAGGGAAAGCAGACAUGGCCAUGUCCAACAUUGUGGGAUCCAACGUGUUUGACAUGCUAUGCCUUGGACUACCAUGGUUUAUAAAGACAGUGUUUGUGGACACAUCGUCUCCCGUGGAAGUCAACAGUGCAGGGCUGAUAUACACGACCUCCACUCUGCUCCUGUCCGUCAUUCUCCUCUUCGUGGCUGUGCACCUGAACAGGUGGAGGCUGGACUGGAAGCUUGGCCUCGUGUGCUUAUUCCUGUACAUUCUCUUUGCAGUUUUGUCCAUCCUGUAUGAGCUUGGAAUUAUUGGCAACAGCCCAAUAAGAAGGUGCAACGACUGAUCCACAGAACACACACUGAACUCAGGAAUUAAUGGACGUAUUAAAGGAUUUAGAGCAUUUUGCCUGAUGUCUCAUUUUCCAGCUGACUAAUUUACCAAGUCUAAAAAAAAAGCCAGAA